Molecule: messenger RNA, 4039 nt
Organism: Erinaceus europaeus (western European hedgehog)
Lineage: Eukaryota; Metazoa; Chordata; Mammalia; Eulipotyphla; Erinaceidae
Product: triadin
Exons: 8
Coding region: 464-1336 (290 amino acids)
Cellular component (GO): membrane; sarcoplasmic reticulum
Molecular function (GO): signaling receptor binding
Source: RefSeq, a predicted model, not a curated record
GACACGGACUUCAAGAUCUGUAAUUAUCCCAGGGAAAAUGCGGGGGCUUAGACAAUACUCUUUAGCUCUUUUGACUUUUUUUUUUUUUUUUUUUUUGCCUAUUCCUCUAUGGAAUUGGAUAGCUGGUGUGUUUGUGAGUGUGUGUGUGUGUUCUUUCCAAGAGUGCCAAAAUAAAAGUGCUGAAGAGUCCUAGGGAGAUGAGGCUAUUUUUGUUUGAAGCUGAUACUUCUGCUGAGCCACAAGUGCUGCUUGGAAAGGGCUCAGGUUGUUUCCAGGGGAAGAACUCUGCAGAGAAGAGACAAAUUCAACCAGACAACAAAGGAGAAACAGAACCAGCCAGGAAAACGAAGAGCCCUCACUUUUUCCACACAGAAGUCCUGUCAGAGUUCUUGAAUCCUAAAGUAUUCAACGAAGUGCCACUUGACUAGCAUUUUGCACUUUCCUUUUCCUUUCUCCAACCACCAUGACAGAGAUCACCGCUGAAGGAAAUACAUCUACUACUACAACCGUGAUAGACAACAAAAAUGGAUCUGUGCCUGGGAAAGUGCUGAAGAGAACAGUCACAGAGGACUUAGUAACAACCUUCAGCUCCCCAGCAGCUUGGCUUCUGGUCAUUGCUCUGAUAAUCACAUGGUCAGCUGUUGCGGUUGUUAUGUUUGAUUUAGUGGAUUACAAAAACUUUUCAGCAAGCUCUAUUUCCAAGAUUGGCUCAGAUCCUCUAAAACUUGUACAUGAUACUGUGGAGGACACCACUGACUGGAUUUAUGGCUUCUUUUCAUUAUUAUCUGACAUCAUCUCUUCUGAUGGUGAUGAAGAAGAGGAGGAAGAUGGAGAUGACGACACUGAUAAAGGUGAAAUAGAGGAAACUCCCUUGAAAAAAAAAGAAAUACUCAAAGACAAGACUGAAAAAGAGAAACCCGAAAGAAAAAUACAAACUAAAGUUGCACAAAGAGAAAAGGAAAAGGAAAAAGAAAAGGAAAAGGAAAAGGAAAAAGACAAAAUAAAAGAAAAAGGAAAGUCAGAGAAGAAAGCCACUCACAAGGAAAAGAUUGAGAAAAAAGAAAAAGCAGAAGCAAAGACAAUGGCAAAAGAAGAGAAGAAAGCUAAGUCUAAGGAGAAGACUGAAGAAAAAACUAAAAAGGAAGUGAAAGGUGGAAAACAAGAGAAAGUGAAGCAAAUAGCUGCAAAAACAAAAGAAGUACAGAAAACCCCUAAGCCCAAAGAGAAGGGUGGGAAAGAACCUGCAGCUGAGUCCAAGCUUGAACAGAAAGGUAAACAUUCUGAGGAGGAGGCCGGAGUUUCUAAGAGAAUAUUGGGCAAGAAAGAGAUUCACUGAUUAAAAGCUGGACAGACUCAGAUAAGACAUCAAGUGGGAAUAAAAGACUGUAUGUUUGAAUUUACCUGAAAUGCAAUGAAUUGGAAAUUAAAAUUCAUUUAUAGGAAUGCUAAAAUGUGUUCACAUAUUCUAAAUAAUGCCUGUUGAAAAACUUUAGAACUAAAGCUUGAUAUGGGUUUGGAAUAUUUACAGGUUGAGAAUCAAUGAGAGAGUUUUCAAAUAUGGAAUUUCUAUUAAGAAAUCAGAAAACAUAUUAGUACUAUUCUCUGGAAAACCGUAGCUCAGGAAAAAUGACAGUUCUCAAGGAGUUUAUUUUUUAAAGAUGUAUGUCCAAUUUAUAUAGAAUAAAAACACAGAAUCUAUCCAUAUAAGUACAAAGAUUUCACAUUGUGCAUCAAAUUAUAUUCAGCUAAUUAAGUGGUCAGAAAGAAAUAAGGAAAUAAUUCUCUUAUUUCUUUGCUAGUUUCUAGUCAUCAGAUUUUUGCCUUUAAAAGUUCUGUAUCUGACAUAUAAUAUUGCUCUUCAAUGAGAAUGAUGUACACAUUCUGAUUUCACAGGUGUAGAACAUUUAAAUAGAGGUAGGUAGAAUAUAAACAGAAUUUUGUUUUUAUGGAAAGGUGCUACAUAAAUGUGAAAACACAAGAGUUUUACAACAUACCAUAUGGUCUUAUUGCCACCAUCUCUUUCCCUUUUUGAUUCCUUCAUUUCUUAAAGGUCACUCCAGGCUCAGAAUGCCCCAUAAUUCUCAGUGAGACUCUUCACUUAGAAUUUGGGAUCAGACCUGUUUAUCCUGUUCCUAUAAAGAUUUCUUAGGAGUGGUGAAAAAAUUAAAUGUUUCUGUUACUCUGGAAGUUUUUCUUCACAUAUUAAUUUCAGGACUAAAAUUAUAGAAGCAAUUUCUCUGAGAUUUUUAUUUAUUUAUUUAUUUAUUUAUUUGAAUGCUUAUUACUGAGUAAGCUAUUGGGACAGUAAAAAUGAAAGUAAGUUGCCACCACAUCUUAAGUUAAUAAGGUGUAAGAUUUGCGAUACAUUUGUCUUACAGUCCACUCUCAUACUCUGUAUUUGCAUCACUUUUCUCCUGAAUUCACAAGCAAUAAUUGUAACUUUUUAUAUUUAUGAAAUAUAUAUAUAUAUUUAAAAGGAAAUAAAUGAAGGAAAAGAGGAAAUAAAUUUUCCAUUAAACUAUUUUAAUCAGUCAGAUACAGAGGAGAGAGAAAGAGAGAGAGAGCACAAGUAGGACACUGCUCAGCUUUGCCUAAUACUGGUGUUGGAGAUUAAACCUGGGAUCUCAGAGCGUCAAGCAUAAACACUUUUACAUAACCAUUAUUCUAUCUCCCCUGCCCAUAUUUUCCCAUUUUUAACGAUCUGCAAAAUUUCAACUUAUAAAUUUUCAUUUAUUUACAUGUACUUUGUAAAAUACAUUAGUAUAAUUAAGCCUUUGGAGCCAUAGGCCUUACUUUAACAUUUAAGAGAUUGCAUUGCUUUGAAAAAUUAAAAAUAUUAACAUCUACACAUCUACUUUUAUUAAAACAAUUUUAUUAAAAGUUCUUUAGGUAGAAAUUUGUAAACAAAAGAAAACUGCUUUUAAUGCUUAUUUUACUAUGGCAUAGAAAAGAAAAUUAACCUUUGAUUUACUGAUAUUCUUAUCUCAAAUAAUUAUCAGAAACCUUAAAUAAUUAAUAUUUUAUGUUAUUUUAAAAAUGAAAAUGAUCAUGAGACUAGCAGACAUGUACUAAGUAUAUAUUGAAAUUGCAGCUUGUAAAAAUUUAUGUCAGCUAUAUAUAGGAGUACUGAAAUAAUUACCUAGGAACUUGAAACGUGAGUAUAAUUUUUCAUGUUCAGUAUUAGUAGCUUAGGCUUUAUAGCAGUCAUAAUUUAUUGAUAAAAAUGCAUCACCUAAACAUUUUCAUAUAGUUUCUAUUUGCAGGCCACAUAUAUUGUAUUUUACUCCUAUUAAACUGAGACUUUUUAGUGAUAGCACUAUCUUAGUUCUUCCUAUUAUCAAUAUACCAUGUUCCUUUUCACAUAGUUAUUUAUCUAUUAAAAGAACAAUUAAAUAUGCCAUAGAUGUAGAAAUGAAUGUACAUUGAGAUUUUUGCCACUAAACAAAUGCAUUUUCUACAACAAGUAUCCUUUUUGACAAUACCCACCAUAAACUAGAUAAAUUAUUACUAGGUAAGUUAUCUAUCUUCAUCUUUAAUAGCUAGUCAGAUUCAUAAAUACUAUUUUAAGCAAACAUUGAAGAGCAUUUGUAUAUGAAACCGUAGUUAUAUUGUGGUUGUAACGACAUAUUGCUAGUAAAAGGUUUCUUAGAUUAAUAAAUUUGAACCUGUAGUAUAAGUUUCUGAUUAGUUCUUAUAGUUAUAAAAAUAAUAUGUAUCUUACUAAUUUGGAAACAGAUUUUUACAUGGAACACAUACAUUAUUAGAAGUUAUUAUAUUAUAUGUUAUCCAUUCAGAUAUCUUAGAAUGCAGUUACUUUGAAUACAGUAUGUAUAAACAAUACAUUGCAUUUGAGACAUUUCAAAGAUGCAUAAAUAUGGACACUUGCAUCAAUAAUUUGUACACAUACACAUAUAACUUAGGGUUUGUGGACAAUUCUAUAAAUCUGUUUAAAGUAGAUUAAGAAGCAUGGACAUUGUUCUUUGGAUUUUGUAAUGUUCUCUGGCAAACCUUAAGAAAUAAAGGAAUCUCUCAGCUGUUA